AUGUCGAACAAGAUACGAACUCCUCUGAGGUGAGAGAAAUUAAGCUGGUGCAGAGUUUGAUUCGCGGGCUAAUUUGGACGUUGUGACCCCCUGAUGGUAAAAUACGGUAACCUGGAACAAUAUGGCAGAAGAGUUUGGAUUUGCGUGUUUCUCUCUGUUGCAGGAUAGAGGAAGUACGAGGUGAGAGUGGGGUUUUGGAUGACAGAGAAUCGGUCGUAAUGUUGCUAUGACACUGCGCUGUGUCACCGUGUCUGCUCGCGACACUAAAUGCUUCUUCUCUUUUCUUUUUCUUGUCUGUGUCUUAACUCUUUCUCUCUGACUCCUCCUCUCUCUGUUCUGCCUCUCUCGCUACAGCAUGUCCCUCCCUUCCUCUUUUCUGUGUCUCUACACCCCCCCCUCCACCGCCUCCCCUCCUUUUUCUCCCCUUCCCUCUUGGCAGCAGUGCCAAAGUGGGCAGGCGGACCGAGGCAAACGCAGCACAGGGCAGAGCAGAGGGCGAUCCAAAGGCUGGCGAAUUGAUUAUGUGUAUGAUUGUGUUUUGAAGUGUGCUCUGUCUGUGUAUUUGUGUCAUUUUUUUUUUUUUUUUAUCACACGCAACUGAAAGUAACGUGAGUCUGUUCUGAGUCUGUUGUGGAGCUCUUCUCUUUCUGCUGUGCACAGUGUGUUUGAUAUCACGGCUUGUGUUCGUUGUGUAGGGCUGUGUGUGAGCAGACGUCCCUCUGUCACCCUGUGUGCGGACAGACGCACUCACGCCAGUAGGAGGGGAUUGUGGGAAGGGGGUGUAGCACUCAGAGGGUGUGCUCUACUCCUCUCUUUUCCCUUCUUCCCGCCAUCACGGCCCUCUUCUCCUCCAGUCCUCCGGCCCAGCCCGCCGCUCACGUUCAGGCUCCAGGUAUUUUUCUUUUUUACUUGCGACACCUCUUCCAAGUCUUUUUCACUGCCCUAUAAUCUUUUUCUUCGGGUUCCUCUCACCCUCUUCCUCUGUCCUCCAUCAUGGUCUUCGUCCUGUAAAUGUGUCUUUCAUCGUCGGUUGCCACGCUGCACUCCGCUCGCCGCCAUUUUGGCUCUAUAGAAAUAGCAGAAGAAACUUUUCUGAAGCUCAGGGGACUCUUUGACACCCUGCUGACCAUCUUCUCGCUCCCACUUCCAGUGUCUCUUUUUUUCCUCUGUCUCUGUCGCCCUCUUCCUCUCUCUCGUCUCCGCUCUAGGACAGCAGGAUCUGACAGGGAGGUGAAUUGUCUAUCUAUACUGUACUGAACAGGUGUCUUUUUUGUGGACUGGCAGGAGGAGGGACAGGCCUUCAUGGCUACUUUCUGACCCCAGAGUGCCAACACUGUCAGAGAGCUGUUGUCGUGUUGUGGUCAGUGCAAGUUUUGCUGCUGCCCAGUGUUGAAAAGCUGCUCACACCGACAAGAGGGACACUCGGCUGUUCCCUUAUCAUGCAGGGUUGUUGCUAUAGCGAAUACAAGGACAAUCUGUACUCUGUUUCUCCUUCCCUUUAUUGAAUGUUUGCCCUCGCUGCCACUGCGAAAACCCCAAUGCGUCUCAUGAUCAUGCGUGUCAGUCUGUAGGUUUUAUCUUUCCGCGAUCGAAAGGUGUGACAAGUUGUCAAAAGGUUGCAACUGUAAUGUUUGGCUUGUCACACUGCACCAUAGACUUGUGUUUAUGACACUUUACUCUUCAGAGGAAACUGAGGUUAGGCCAGGCCCUGCGAAGAAUAGUGCAGAUUGUUAAGGGCCAACUGUCAUUAACUGUCAGUGUUUCGAAGUUCUUGCUUGUUUAGUCUGAACAGACUUCGAUUUCUUUUUCCAAGCAUGAAUCACAGUGAAAAAGGAGAAUCUUGUACAAAUGUAAACAGAAGUUUGUCCAUCCUGCAGGGCUGUGAGAAAAACAAGCAUAUUUUUUCUUUUACAUAACACUGCGCACUUAAAUUUCGGUGUCAUACCUCUGUUAAUAAUACGAAAAAUCGAACGCAAAAAUCGAGAGGCGUAUUCUCCAAAUCAGACCAGACAGGAUCCAUCGAUUUGAUCAUAUUCUUUGCAUGUAUAAGAGGAAUUUCAUUACAAUCAGAAUUAUAUGACCUAUCCGCAUAUUGAUCGCACGAUUUGAAUACUAACUGGACUGCUUAUUGUCAAUAUUUUUAUCAUCAUCUAAAUACGGGUUGGUGUUAAGAUGGCGCCUUCGUGCCACGUGUUUAAAAAGCAGUGUAUAUGGGUAGACCCUUUUCAAUAUGCCCCUUACAAUUUGUGGGUUUACUUUCCCUCAUUCACUGCAUCAUCCUCAGCCUUUUUCCCUGGCUCUACCUCGGCUUUCGGUGACGAUUUAACUCCUAAAAAAGAAUGUCACUUUAUAAAUAUGUAUUUGCAGCAACGAUGAGACAGAAAUGUUGAGAAAGAAGACGCCAGAGAAAAUGAGAGAGAGAACAAGGGUUACAGAGACAGAAAGAGAGGUAGGAGUGGGAGAGCUCUUUUCCCCGCCCCUCUCUUAUCCUCAGAUGAACUUAUCGUGUUGCCUCAUAAUGUUUCUGAGUUUUUCUCCUAGAGGCAGUCAUGCUAACUUCCUGCAUACAGCCUCAGCAGAGCUGAUUGGUUGAUAUCUUGGCUGACCGGCCACAGUUUGCAGAGAGGCAACAGGAAGUUUCUCCUCUCAUGCAGGAAGCAGCAGCUGCUCGGUCCAUGACAUACGGCACUUUGCACUCUCGCAGGCGCGCUAUGUUUGUGUAUAUGCAUGUGUACGUGCAUGUGCUUGUUUGUGUAUGGCCUGCUCUGUGUGGCAUAAGUGAAAUGCUGUAACAUGUGGGCGUGUAGCAACAUGCCAGGCCAGGCAUCUGAGAUAUCAGAAACAUUUGAAACCAUGGUAACCACACAGCUCAUCAGCACAUUAGCAAAAGAGAAGACAAGUGGAAAAGAGGAGAGGGGAUAGGGAGAGUAAAAGAAGGAAAGGACAGAAACCUCUGGGGUAUACUUCCUUCAUUCAGGGUUUCAGAGUCACACCUGACCCAAAUUAAUGACCUUCUGAUUAAACGGCUGAUAAUAUACAUCAUUUUGAAUACAAAAAGAUGAUAUUCUUAAUUAUUUACAUGAUACUUGAUGUAAAAUCAUAAAGAGAAGAGUUAAAAACAUGAUUCAUCUCUCUAACGUUGGUUAUUAUAUUCGACCCCGCUCCUGUGUUUAAGUUUGUGGUGGACAUGAUCGUUGUCCACUGUGAUAGUCAACACAAAGACUCCCUUAUAUCCCUGCCUUAUCGAGGUUACACUAUCUUUUAAUCAAACACGCUGUCUGACAGGUUUACCUACCUUCUACUGCCUGUGACUCUAACAUUUCAGCCCUCGAGCUCAUUAAACAGAGGAGUUGAUGGUAAGCUUUCUAUUCAAUUUAGCUUAUCAGGAUCAGAUGUAUUGAGCUCCUGUCUUAAUCAGGAGGUCAGACGACUGUUUUGUGUUUGGUCUGCGUGUUUGUGUUUAAGUACUCACAUAUGGAAGCAUGCCUCUGUAUACAUGCAUAAGUGUGAGCAUGAGCCCUGUGUGUUUGCGCCUGGUUAAUGAGGAUAUACAGAACAUCACAGCGGGCACCUUGCCAAGUGGGCAUGGAAGAGGCUCAGCGUGCCCGUCCUUCGUCCUUUAAUGUCGGAAUCAGACAUUCCUUGGGGAGAAGGGAAGAUGAAAAGCAAGCAGGUAUGAUAAAAUCACUCCCGCGCUCCAUUGAGGUUUAGCUCUUUUUCUCGGGGUCUGUCAGAUGCCAAGGCGAAAUAUUCUCUCGAUUAAGACGGGACACGAGUAAGACAAGACAUCCGUUUGCAUCUUUUUAACUGUGGGAAUUCUCCAUCCUGCCAUUUAUUGUGUGGCAUACUUCCUCUGCCAACUCCAGCUCCCCCACCGCUCCUCCCCUUUACCCACCAUCACCACCUCCUUCCUCCCUCAUUGAAAUUCUGCCUGGCACACAGACACUGCCCAUUCUUGGCACAAAGCUCAGAGAGAGAGAGAGGAAGAGAGAGAGAGAAAGAAACACACAAGAACCUGUACCAAUCGUCUGGUGCCCCGUCCGUUGUGUCUGCCAAGCAUUCAUCCCGUCUCGCGGACCAAGGGACCAGGAAAUCCAAUAGGUAUUUCCCUGCCUCUGCUUCCUGCGUAAAUCUGCUCAAAUUCUGAGGAGUUUUGUAGGCAACUGAAUGCGCUGUGUGUGUGUGUGUGUGUUUGGGGAUUUGCUGAUUAAUUUGUGCGUUUAUGUUGUUAGUUAAGGAAUAAAUCAGACGGAUCCUGUGACCUUUCACCGUCUAUGGCGAGGAGGCUCGGGCGCAUUGUUCUGUAAAUUUUACGCGUUUGUUUUGAUUCGUUUAAAAAUGGUCCUAAUUGUUGUGUUAUGGAGGUUAAUAUUAGAAGUUUAUAAAUUUGUGAUUUAAACAAAGUGUAGUUAAAUUUAAUCCACAAAAAGGAAAAUAUAAUUUGACAUUAAAAUCUCGUCUUUUCAGUUGGUGUUCACUUUUUAAUUUUCCUGAAGGGCCCUCCACUCCAGCGUUGUAGCAGUUGUAUUAAAUUUAUUGAGCACAAAUAUUUCACCUGGAAUGUCUGAAACUGAAUCUGGCACGGUCUCUGCAGAUGCUGUCUCUGUAGAUAGGUUCAUAGCUUAUUGAAAAAGAUAAAAUACCCGGUGCUCCAGUACAGCUGGCAAGGAGUUGUGGAAACCCUAAAAAAACACAUGUAGCCUUCACCCAAAGAAAGAUUAACAUACUAACACAGGAAAUUGUUUCCAGAAAAACAUAUCCUGACUGUGCACAGCAGAGAAAUGUUAUCAGAGGGCAAGAGAGGACAAGGUCUGUGUCUCUUGGCUUAUUCAGAGUACUUUAAAUGUGAUUUUACAGCCAAACAGCCGCAGCUCUGCUGUGACAGAUGUACAGACACACCAUCUGAAAGGUAGAUCACUUUCAAACAUUCUGUCCUCAAGAGCUUUUCAGUCAUUUUGUAGCUGGAAUCAGUCCUGUCAUGGGUGCCCCUUCUAUGUGCACCCAUGACAGGACUGGACAAAGUUCACAAUAUCAGAAAACAGCUCUUGAUAGAGGUCACAUGACUGACCAAGUCCAGCCCUGGUGUUUUCAAAACAGUCGAGAGUUGUGCGGGGGGUGACGAGGUUGGGGGACACACACCAAUUUUAGCAAUUAACGGAGAAGAAGAGAACUUCCUAUCAGGGAUUAAAGUUUCAUCUAUUCUUUUAUGAGGGGGUGCAAGAAUUUCCAUUAAUUUGACCCCAUUCUCUGUGUCAUAUCACUUUAAGUCUGCUCCCCUCGCCCUCCAGUCAGUAAACGCUUCUUGGCGACCAAAUAGAGCCUGUAGGUCUGUCACUGGCACGGUGGCAGAGUUGGGCGUCAUGCCAACACACCCCCACCCCCUGUCUGUCUGUCUGGUGCUCAGUAAUCAGACUAGCAGGGUCGACUGAAUGCUAACUAUAGGCCAGUCUGGACCCAGUUUCAGGGGUUGUGGCUGUAUGCUAAUUUAUGCAGGCAGUGUACUGCCUAACCCUGACUAUCUGAGGCCCAGGUCUGGCAUUUAGUCUGGCACUAAUUAACCCUUCAGUGCUGCUGUGUUGACCUGCUGGCACUUUGACCAGAGGACUUGAGCAACUUGCUGUAUCGAGAUGAGCCUGACGUGAAUUUAAGAAACCGACUUCUUCAGCUGAACAGACAGUUUUUGGAUCAUUCCAGAGCCCGGUUUAAGCAGUACCUUUAUAUUCACAUAAAUAUAGGCAUGUUUCAUGAUCGUGAUUUUUCUCUGUGAACUUUCCAGCUGUCUGAAGAGUAUUGUAUGAGUUGCUUUCUCACUUUGUGCUCAUGACAGUGAGUGUGUAAUCUGGGUCUGUUGGCUUCCUUGCAGCUCUUGGCACAAGAUUGACUCCAUCACUCUCUCUCUUUCUCAAUUCGGGGGAAAGUAGCUCGGAGAAAAAGACAUUCAAAGGUAGACCUUACAGUGCUUUUAAGCCGACCUAAAAUGGCGGAUGUACGAGACGCCAUUUUGUGUUUCCUUGUUGUGUUUUGGGGGGCAGAAUACCAGCCUUGUAUUCAAUCAGAGGCAGCUGGUGGAAGCCAUAUUUGCAGGCAUCUGUGUGUGUACCUCCGUCUGAGAAGCAGCAGCCAGCCUACACAGGGAUAGCCCACUGGAAUGAGCUCAGUUUUUGGCAAAAACGGAAACGAAUUCCUGGCACAGUCGAGCAGCUACACCCCCCACCCCCCCUUUCGAUCACAUGCCAGAGUCUCAGGAAGCCAGUGAGUUGUUUGUUGGGCUUUCACACAUUAGCGCUCUCACUGUCCAAUGUCUGCUUACCAUUAAAUUAUUUGUCUUUGAUUUGUUUUUUAAAUGGAACGUGUUUCAUGAAGACAUUCAGCCUCGAGUCGUCAAUAAACAAAAAGCUUGGUUGAUCGGCGGGGAUGUGCCAAUAUUCAAAAUUUCAGACAGCCCUCUUUUGUUAAGACAUGAUAAAUGUUUCUCCGAAUCUUGGCAGUGGGACGCGAGCGGCUUUGCAGAUGCAAGUCAUAAUUUUGAAUCAUUUCCAGUGACAAAAAACAAAGGAUAAAAAACAGAGUCAAGCUGAAAAAUAUGAUUAUACUCCUUUAAGUGGGGCUUAAAUUUGAGCACAUCAGUUAUGUAUAUGUAAAGACAGGAAAAAACUCUAUUCAGUCCUUUUACCUUGUUAACCUGCCUGUUUUUUACAGAUUAAAAUAGUCAAUUAAGAUAACCUUCUGUCUCUUUUUUUUUGUACUAUUACAGGAGAGUUACCUUUGUGGAUCUCUGAUGCUGAGGCAACGUGGAUGCUGUCCUUGGGGCUGAGGUAGUAGAUUGAAUAGUUGUGGGGUUGUGUAACCUCUUCAUGAGAUAACUAUACAAUCUACUGUCUUUCCCAAGGAGACAGCUGAGUCAGCCGCUCGCCGACUGUCGGCUCCAGACGGGCAACAUGCUGUCCAAUCAAAACAUACGCUCGCAGCCAUCAACAUAA
Messenger RNA from Xyrichtys novacula (pearly razorfish), 6980 nucleotides. NCBI's taxonomy places the organism in Eukaryota, Metazoa, Chordata, Actinopteri, Labriformes, Labridae. The record is from the annotation of a GenBank genome assembly.